This is a messenger RNA of Aplysia californica (California sea hare), 495 nucleotides long. Its product is annotated as oxysterol-binding protein-related protein 2. The record is from RefSeq and is a predicted model, not a curated record. Gene Ontology annotation, cellular component: intracellular membrane-bounded organelle; cytosol; membrane. Gene Ontology annotation, molecular function: sterol binding. Lineage: Eukaryota; Metazoa; Mollusca; Gastropoda; Aplysiida; Aplysiidae.
ACAAAAAGAGACGUACACGUGGCAGAACGUCAACUUCAAUAUCCACAACAUCAUCGUGGGCCAGCUCUGGGUGGAGCAUUGCGGCACGAUGGAGAUCACCAACAACAAGACGAGCUACAAGUCGGUGCUCAACUUCAAGCAGUGCGGCUGGUUCUCCAAGGAGCUGCACCAUGUCGAGGGCUUUGUCUACAACGGGAAGAAGAAGGAGCGAGCCAUGUACGGCAGCUGGGUCCUGGGAAUGUACAGCUGCCCAGCCGACGCCUACGAGAGCUUCCUGAGUAACCCGGACAACAAGGGGAGGAUAUCAACGCUGAUGAGAAGAACCGAUUGGAGGAGAAACAGAGGGACGCAAGGAAAGACAGAAAGAAAAAGAAUAAAGAGUGGACGCCUGUAUGGUUCACAGCGAGCAAGAACGCGACCAGCGGCAAGGAGGAAUGGUCAGUCAGCAACAACUACUGGCAGAGGAACUGGGCCGCCUGCCCGGACAUUUUUUGA